Messenger RNA from Heterotrigona itama, 1711 nucleotides. NCBI's taxonomy places the organism in Eukaryota, Metazoa, Arthropoda, Insecta, Hymenoptera, Apidae. The record is from the annotation of a GenBank genome assembly.
AUUUAAAAAGAAAAUUCAGAGUAGGAAAAUUUUAUUCAACAAUACAAAACGGAUAAAGAAGUAGCGAUGGUACGAAAAAUAAAGUUUUAAAAAGAACAUGCAGUUCAAAAAAGUUACAUCUGUUUGAGAAAAAUAUAUUCAUAGAGUAAUAAGUAGAACGUGAUAUUUGCAAAACAUUCCACGUACAUGUGUAUUUUUUAAGCAUCAUGUAUCUAUGUAUACCUGAUUAAAAGAUUUACUCAUCAUGUGAUUAUAACUAAAAAGAUUUCAAUAAUUUCUCUGUUCAAGGAAAUAUAACUUAAUAAAUGUAUAAUAUAGCGGUAAUACUAGAAAAAAGUUAUAGGAAUACAUCAAUUUUAGUUAGAAAAAUGUCCAGUACAACUUUUAACAAAGAAAAAGAUAAUCCAGUAGAAUUUUCAAUAAAGGAAAAAUUGACAGAUUCUUUAAAUCCAUCUCAUAUUGAAAUUAUAAAUGAGUCAUAUAUGCAUAAUGUUCCUAAAGGAUCUGAAACACAUUUUAAAGUAAUUGUUGUUUCUGAUAAAUUCAAAGACAUAUCACUAAUUGAGUUACUGCCAACCUGUCUUCUGAAACUUUAAGCUGUGGUGCUCGAUCAUGUAAAGCAAGUAAAACAGUACUUGGACUUAAUGCUCUAUAUAGCCAGCCAGGAAUAGGAUGUUCGAGAGGAUAUCCAUGCGCAGGUAAUUUAGGAGCUGUCAUAUCAGAACCUCUGCCCUUUUUGCCAGGUCCUGUACCUGCUCCUUCUCCCGGAAACUUACGUUUCGCAUUGCGUCCACGAAAACCACCACUAAGUGGUACUGUAUAUGCCAUAUUUAUGUUUAUUAAUUACGUAAUUAUUUAAUUAAUUAAUUAUUAAUUAGUCAUUAUGGAAAAUGUAAAAUUGCAUAAAGAUACAUAACGUAAAAUAAGAUUUGAAACAUUCAACUUUGUUUAGAAUAAAACUAUCAGUCUAAAUUAUAACAGCCUUUUACUAUAUAUUGAGAACAUGAAUUACAAUUCAUGUUACAUUGAAUUACAAUACAUUGUAGAAUUUGUUAAAUGACUUAACCUAUUUAAGUCAUAGACAUUCUACGAUUAAGCAGAUUGUUGUGUGAUACCAUGAUACUGAUUAAUAUCUUGAUAAGAUAAGAAGUAACUAAAACAAAACAGAAUAAACUAACUAUUAAGAAUUUGUAGAUAAAAACAGAUAUGAAUACAUUACUAGGAAUAUGCAGUAAUCUAAUAAAAAAAUAAGAACUAUAAGUAACUAUAAUGUUGAAUUUGUUAAUAGAGCUAUAUUUCUGGUUCAGUACAUAAUGUAUGAUUCAUAACUAAACUUACCAACAUGCUGAACACCCAUUUCAGUUACUUUUAAAUGACCACCUUUAAUCAUUGCUUCAUAAUUUGGUUUAAUCAUUUGAAGGUCAGAACAUAUAAGUCCAAAUAACUGUCCAUCUGAACUACUUUCGUCAAUAGUGAAUAAUGUUCCAACAUCUUUCAAUAGUGCUCUAUGUAUCUGUUAUAUAUAUAUAUAUAUAUAUUAAAUAUGUUAAAAUAUCAGUCAUUUUUACUUCUGAAUAUAAAAUAAUUUUAAAUCAUUUUUAAGAAUAUAUAAUUAAAAAUAAUUAUAUAAUAUAUAAUCAAAAUAUCUCAAAAAUGUCGCUUAUUUUUAUAAUUAUAUUCAAUUAAUUAAAUUAUUUAGUUGUAGAUUUGA